AAGAGAAUUUAGAAUUUCCUUUGUAUAUAAAAUACAUAAAUACUGGAAUAUGUAUUAUAUUAUUAAUUAUAGGAAUUGUUGGUAAUAUUCUAGUACCUACAAUAGUCAUUUUGAAUAAGGAAUUAAGGAAUUCUACUAAUUACUUUUUGGUAAAUUUAAGUGUUGCUGAUCUUCUAAUUAUGAUUAUUUGUAUGCCAACUGUACUUACUGAAUUACAUUCUUUACCAGAAGUUUGGAUUUUAGGAAAAGUAAUGUGUAAACUCGUACCAUUUACAGAAAUGAUGGUAGCUCACGGUUCAAUAUUGACAAUACUCGCCAUUACUUUCGAACGAUAUUACGCUAUAUGUAGACCAUUAAUGGCAGGAUAUACUUGCACAAAAAUGAGAGCGAUGGCCAUAAUAGUUGUCAUCUGGAUUUUAGCAAUAUCAAUCACGUGCCCAAUGUUAUUCAUCACCGAAUACGAACAUACAACUUACAUUGAUGGUACUGAAGUACCCGUUUGUAUAACUGACAUGCAGAACGUAUGGCAAAAGAUAUAUUUUUUUGGUGUGACAACAUUCUUAUUUUUUAUACCAUUAAUUGUAUUAAUUGUUAUAUAUGGAAUUAUUGCUAAAAGAUUAGUGGAAUCACAACGAGUUCUAGCAUCCCCCGUUGCAGAUUCACAAAUUAAAGCUAGAAAACAAGUUAUAUUUAUGUUAGCCGCUGUUGUACUUUGUUUCUUCUUAUGUCUUAUGCCAUUUAGGAUAUUUACAAUAUGGUUACUCGUUGCUCCCGAACAUCAGUUGAAAGAACUUGGAAUGGAAAGUUAUUAUAAUUUAUUGUAUUUCUGUAGAAUUAUGUUAUAUAUUAAUUCUGCUGUUAAUCCUAUUUUAUAUAACGUAAUUUCUUCUAGAUUUAGAGAUGCUUUUAUAAGAUUAUUUUCAUGUAAAAAUGAUAAAAGUUUGAAACGUCAAUUCACUCUUACCAGUUAUACAACAUUUACUAUGUAUGGUAGCUUAAAAACUAAACAGAAAAUUUGCCUAUCUUUAAAUGGUAUAACUCAUUUAGAAAAUAAGAAAGAUGAAACAUUUGUAUAAAUAAAUAAAUAAAUUAUUUAU
Centruroides sculpturatus (bark scorpion) is the source of this 1097-nucleotide messenger RNA. Its product is annotated as thyrotropin-releasing hormone receptor-like. NCBI's taxonomy places the organism in Eukaryota, Metazoa, Arthropoda, Arachnida, Scorpiones, Buthidae. The record is from RefSeq and is a predicted model, not a curated record. Gene Ontology annotation, cellular component: plasma membrane. The transcript is spliced from 2 exons. Gene Ontology annotation, biological process: G protein-coupled receptor signaling pathway. Gene Ontology annotation, molecular function: G protein-coupled receptor activity. The annotation marks the transcript as partial.